This is a messenger RNA of Sitodiplosis mosellana (orange wheat blossom midge), 805 nucleotides long. RefSeq lists its product as uncharacterized. NCBI's taxonomy places the organism in Eukaryota, Metazoa, Arthropoda, Insecta, Diptera, Cecidomyiidae. The record is from RefSeq and is a predicted model, not a curated record. The transcript is spliced from 4 exons. Bases 121 to 798 code for a protein of 225 amino acids.
GCCGAUGUUAAUUCGGAUCAUCUUAGUUCAGUUGAAAUCGAAAAGUUAAAAGAAAAAUUAAGCCAACUCCAAAUUGAAAACGCGAAAUUACGCACAGAAAAUCAAAAAUUGCGUAACGACAUGAAUGGAUUACUCAAAGUGCACAAGGAGACGUGUCGACUCUACGUUAACAAAGAGAUAAAGGUCAAUGUUCUUGAGAAAAAAAAAUUUCCCCAAGACAGUCGUCUCUUAUACGAAUCUUUUGAAGAUGAAUUUGGCAAAGAGGUUAUUAUUAAAUUGCGCAAAUUGCAAAAUAGUAUUAGCAGUGACUCCACUCUAAUUUUGAAUUGCGUUAAAAGUCUCUUUCGAAACACCGAAGAACUCAAAUCGAUGUCUGCAUGUGGACAAAACAAAAAUGUGCAAAUGCCACGAGAAAAACGAGAAAAGCUUGAUGCUAUUUUUUUGGAACGAUUAUCAAGCAUUGAAAUGAAGGAUGACGAGAGAAAUAUGCGCUAUCACCGUUUAAACCGGCUCAUUAACACAGCCAUUGGAAAUAUUUUAAAAGCGCAGAAGGGCAAAGAAAUAAGCAAAACCAAGAAUACUGAAAUCAAUGCAAGCAUUCAUAACGAAAAACCAGCCAAUGAGGUCAAUGAUGAAGCAAAAUAUGCCAAAUCAUCGCAGUCGAAUGCAACAGCAAUCUUUGUCGACAAUAUUGCCGAUACCAAGACCGAAAAUUCCGUUGUUCAUCAACAUGUCAUGAGAAUGGAACCGCCACCUCUUGUGCCGAUCGCCAGAAAACUUACAUUUGAUGAAUUUUAGCUCAAAC